Parathielavia appendiculata is the source of this 750-nucleotide messenger RNA. RefSeq lists its product as uncharacterized. The transcript is spliced from 3 exons. The record is from RefSeq and is a predicted model, not a curated record. NCBI's taxonomy places the organism in Eukaryota, Fungi, Ascomycota, Sordariomycetes, Sordariales, Chaetomiaceae. Bases 99 to 599 code for a protein of 166 amino acids.
UCGAAAAGGAGACCCGCUAAGUUAAGGGGCAGUUUCAGGCCUCAGCUUCUUCAACUUUGCCGAGCCGAUUGAGGAGCGCACUACCGCAAGCCUUGCCGAUGGAUUAUUCAGGCAUUGCUCAUCAAUACGCAAAGCCUGCCGGGUUACCAGCUACUCGGGCUCCAGAGCGAGCAUCGGGUUCGCGUAAUUUGUUGACGCGGCCGUCACUGGUGACCAGAUAUGAAGUGAAGGAUCAGCGGCUGUCGCAAGAAAAACUCCAACUAAUCAAAUCUUCUCCAUUCUCCCUCCGCUCUCAGAAGGCAAACCCGUUCUGGACGCUCGCCGUCCCUAUGCCGACCCUUAAGCCUGCAGCAGUGGCGAGUACCAGAGCCAACCCCAGCAGGCGGCACACAGCCAGCUUGUCAAUUUCCAAAGCAAUCAAGAUUGCCUUAGCCGAUAAGCCCCCUGCUGUUGCGUCCUGGUACCGCUCCGCAAACGACGUGGUGCCGGCAAGAACGUCUGGGCGGAGGAAUGCCGCCGUUAGAUCGGGCGAGUACUCUAGCUUAGAAAAAGCGACCUCACGGAGCACCUCACCCGCCUCAGCGUCGUGGGACAGCUAGACCUAAGUUAUACUUGGUCCCAAUAUGCAGGGCAGGCUUCUGGAAGGGUGAAUGAAGAAGGCAUUUGUGCCUGAUACGGACCACAGCAUCGCCAUAGUCUUGACGAAUCUGACGCAUCACUUUAUCCCCGCACUGUGUGGCAUCAUUGUGG